UGCAGAGCUAAGGAAGAACAUUCUUGCUGUUGGUAGAGUGUGUUAAUUGAAAGCAUGUUGGCUACUAAGCUGUCCCGGCCUCUCCUGAGCUUCUCUGUGAAAGCCCUGAAUUUCAAGGACCCAGGGAAUGGCUUUAGGCCUGUGCAAAGAUUUUCCUUCCCUCUCUCGUCCCCCUGUGGCAGCCGCUCUUACACAAGUGAAGUUGAUCAGAUUGGCAGCAGAGCUGUGCUUAUAACAGGCUGUGACUCAGGAUUUGGAUUUGCCUUGGCCAAGCACCUGCAUAGCAAAGGUUUCAUUGUUUAUGCUGGCUGCCUGCAAAAGGACAAGGGAGAGGGUGGCUCCAAGGAGCUGGAUGACAUGAAGAGUGAUCGAAUGAGAACCGUUCAGCUCAACGUCUGUGACAGCAAAGAAGUGGACCGAGCAGUGGAGCACGUGAACAGCAGCCUGGAGGACCCAGAGAAAGGGCUCUGGGGGCUGGUUAACAAUGCUGGGAUCUCCACGUUCGGGGAAGUCGAGUUCACUAGCAUGGACACCUACAUGGAGGUGGCUGAGGUGAACCUGUGGGGGACUGUGCGAACCACCAAAGCUUUCCUGCCGCUCAUCCGGAGGUCAAAGGGUCGUGUGGUGAACAUCAGUAGCAUGAUGGGUCGGAUGGGCAGCCCUGCCCGGUCACCCUACUGCAUCACCAAGUUUGGCGUGGAAGCCUUCUCCGACUGCCUGCGGUACGAGAUGCAGCCCCAGGGAGUGAUGGUCAGCAUUGUGGAGCCAGGAAACUUCAUCGCUGGCACCAACCUCUACAGCCCCGAGCGCAUCAAAGCCAUCGCCGACAAAAUGUGGGACGAGCUGCCGGAGAUCGUGCGCAAGGACUAUGGCAGGAAGUACUUCGACGAGCAGGUCAGCAAGAUGGAGACGUACUGCAACAGCGGCUCGAAGGACACCUCGCCCGUCAUCGAGAGCGUGGCCCACGCGCUCACCGCCACCGCCCCCUACACCCGCUACCACCCCAUGGAUUACUACUGGUGGCUGCGCAUGCAGAUCAUGACGCACAUGCCCGCGGCCAUCGCAGAUCGGCUCUACGUCUACUGAGGCCUCACACUUAGGCUGCCCAGGUGGGAAACUUGUUUUAAAGAGAGCUUUGUACACACUUCCCAUUAGUCCUUUUGAAAAUUUUCUAACCUCAUUUCAGAGUACUGUAUUUUAGCUCUAAAGGGUUCAUUUAAAUAUCUGACAUAACCUAAAGGGCAGUAAUUUGCAAGGGAUGCAUCAUAGGCAGGAAUAUGUUAUGUUUGUGCAGGGACAUUGAUUCUUUGCUAUUUAUUUCAUGUAAUCCUUUCUUUUUUUUUUCAACCUCAAAUAUGAAGUUUUAAUCAUUAUUUAAACUGUAAUUGCUCUGAAGUGUUUUCAGAAUAAUUUCAGCUGAUGGCCGAACACAAUCUUCACAAUUCCUGCCUAAGAUGCAGCCUUCACACCAUAAAACAGAGUCCCUCCAUGCUGUAAUGGCAAACCACCGCUUCCUCAGGACAAAGAAUGUCCAACUGGCUUUUCCAGGCCUGGUCACAGUAGCCCAAGGCAGAGCAGAGACUUCUUUAAUUUGGGUAUCAGAACUCAAAAUGCUCAAGGUGCUGAAACUGAGCAACUGACCCUGUCCCUUUCUCUCUUAGAGCUAUACUGAUGAAGCAUUAGAGAAAAGGAACCAGUCUGCUUUUCUUGCAUGCUUUCUUGCAAAGGAGUUCAGUGAUCCAGGGAUUCAGCCCUGCAGACCUUUCCCACAGGAGUUUCUUACCCAUAUGAGCAUUCCCAUGAGUGUGAGCAGCUUUACGCACAG
Molecule: messenger RNA, 1825 nt
Organism: Acanthisitta chloris (rifleman)
Lineage: Eukaryota; Metazoa; Chordata; Aves; Passeriformes; Acanthisittidae
Gene: BDH1
Product: 3-hydroxybutyrate dehydrogenase, type 1
Exons: 6
Coding region: 55-1086 (343 amino acids)
Molecular function (GO): oxidoreductase activity
Source: RefSeq, a predicted model, not a curated record